AUGUCAUACGGCUAUCGCUUCAAAUGCAUCAUUGUCGGUGACACUGGUGUAGGAAAGUCAUGUCUUCUUUAUCAAUUCACUGACAGGCGAUUUCAACACACCCACGACAUAACCAUUGGCGCUGGAUAUGGAGCUCAGAUGAUUCGAGUUGAUAAGAAACUGAUGAAGUUGCAGAUCUGGGACACGGCUGGUCAAGAAAAAUUCAAGUCCCUUACUAGGUCUUACUUUAAAGGAGCUAUAGUUGCACUGCUUGUGUAUGAUAUAACAAGGAGGGAGACUUUUGAACACUUGGAUUCAUGGAUGGAAGAUGUUAAGGAACAAGCUGAUGCAAAUGUGACGAUUGUGUUGGUUGGGAAUAAGUCUGAUCUUUCUCUGAGAAGGCAAGUGAGUACUGAGGAAGCUGAACAUUUUGCUAAAGAAAAUGAUUUGAUCUUCUUCGAGGCUUCAGCGAAAAUGGGUCAGAAUGUUUAUGAGGCAUUUGAAGAAGCAGCUAAAGUUGUGUACAAGAAGAUUGGGAAUAAAGAUUUUGAUUUAUCAGAUCAGAGUUGUGGAAUAAAAGAAGCAUAUUGUGGGAAUGUCUAUCUACCAUAUGAAGAAAAGAGUAUUGGUUCGUCUUAUAGAAGAGCUUGUUGUCGCACCUAAAAGCCUAGAAAAUA
Molecule: messenger RNA, 656 nt
Organism: Prosopis cineraria
Lineage: Eukaryota; Viridiplantae; Streptophyta; Magnoliopsida; Fabales; Fabaceae
Product: ras-related protein Rab-2-A-like
Exons: 1
Coding region: 1-642 (213 amino acids)
Cellular component (GO): Golgi apparatus
Molecular function (GO): GTP binding; GTPase activity
Source: RefSeq, a predicted model, not a curated record